Messenger RNA from Stereum hirsutum FP-91666 SS1, 1162 nucleotides. RefSeq lists its product as uncharacterized. The transcript is spliced from 4 exons. NCBI's taxonomy places the organism in Eukaryota, Fungi, Basidiomycota, Agaricomycetes, Russulales, Stereaceae. Bases 1 to 963 code for a protein of 320 amino acids. The record is from RefSeq and is a predicted model, not a curated record.
AUGGUGGGCGGUAUCUCGUCCCAAGCGCCAGGGUGGCCCGCUCUAUACAACCCAGCCAUCGAAGGCUUCCAGAAUCUCGACCCCAUUCGACCCGGUGGGCAGUACCUCCAUGAAGCUAACGGCAAAUACACCUUUUACUGGACCCUCAUCCUUCAUACACCACUCUUCGUCAUGUGUGGCGUCUAUGCCUUCAUGAACAUAGUAUUCCCUCCUCGACCAGCCUCUUCUUUGGAUCUUGCACACGCUGAACCCCGAACACUAUCUUCUUUCUCAUUCUCUUCACGUGCUCGGUCGACCAUCAACGGACUGCGCAGAAGUCCUCCCAGACCACCAGGUCCGCACCAGAGGUUACCGAACUCGCCACUGCUUACCUCGCACGAGUUGGAAGAACGCGAGGCUGAGAGGACACCAGAAGUGACUACGAGAGGGUUCACGGAUGGACGGACUGGACGAGGCGAUAUGGAACUUACACCCAUCGCCAGCUCAAGCCCUCAAUCCGCCGCCUUCCUCUUCCCAUCCUCUCCACAAUCUCAGUCCCCAACCUCUCGAUCCCCAUCAUUCCACUCCUUCCCACCAACUCCACGCAUAACCCUCUCCCCCGAAGCCUCGCGCCCCCAAUCGCGCUCGCAUGCCGCAUACCGCUCCAGUAUGUCUCACUCGCGACGUUCGGGAGCGGUAGGAGGUCCGUUCCUCGCUCAUCAGCCGAAGAACCCAAAGAGGUCGAGGUUGACGUAUGCGAUUUUGAUUUUGUUCACGUUUUUGGCGGGAAGCGUGUUUGCGGCAGUAUUGGAGAGUGUGCUGGUGGGCUAUAUGUUGGCGGGGUUGUAUAGUGCGGGUAAAUUUCAGAUGUCUACGUGCGUGGAUUCCUUUGGUUUGGGCACUUAUCAUUACGCUCACGGGUAUAUUGGGGAUUUUUCCUUCGGUCAUUCAUCGCAUCUAAUAACGGCAACAUAUCCGUCCUAAUCUCUCGUUUCGCUUUGCUUCAUCUCCUUUUGGACCAUGUAUCCACAUCUGUAUCAUUUGACAUUCCACUGCCUGGCCUAUCUCACUCCUCGAUGGGAUCGUCGCCAUUGCCGCUAUGAACGUUGGACUCGUUUAAACAGUCGCAUCGCAUCUAAUUUCUCCCUCCACACGGUGAACUGUGCAUGUUCUGCUCUCAUUG